Nylanderia fulva is the source of this 894-nucleotide messenger RNA. RefSeq names its product Glutaredoxin 3 (gene Grx3). Lineage: Eukaryota; Metazoa; Arthropoda; Insecta; Hymenoptera; Formicidae. Gene Ontology annotation, biological process: intracellular iron ion homeostasis. The record is from RefSeq and is a predicted model, not a curated record. Gene Ontology annotation, cellular component: nucleus; cytosol.
CUGCGCCGAAAAGCAAUGGAAAAAUUCUGCAGCCAUGAGUGCAAAGCCGGAGGUCGCGUAGACGCCAAUUCGCUGUCCGUGCGACGACAGUCUCGUCUGCGAAUAUCGUUUUCCGGUUUAAUAUCGCACGAGAAACGAUCCACGAGGAAGGGUGACGCGAUGGCUGUCACCGAGUUGACCACGCUGCAAGAAUUCGACGACUUCGUCAAGUCCAAGGAACUUACUGUCGUUCACUUUUUCGCACCAUGGGCACAGCAAUGUUCCCACGUGAAUGACGUGCUCAACGAGAUGACUAAGCUGGAGCAGUACAAGGAUGUUAAAUUUGGUAAAAUCGAAGCAGAGAAUGUGCCCGAGGUGUCUCUAAAGUCUGGAGUAGCUGUCGUACCUACCGUUCUUUUACUGAAGAGCAGCAACAUUGUAGAUAGAGUGGAUGGUGCUAACGCCCCUGCGUUGACUGAGAAAAUCAAACAUCAUUUGAAUAACAAAGACGCUCUAUUAGUGGAUGUGGCCAAGACAAAGGAAUCCCUCGAGGAAAGACUGAAGAAACUGAUAAAUCAAGAAUCUUGCAUGCUCUUCAUGAAAGGAAAUCCCGCGAAUCCACGAUGUGGUUUCUCCAGAACAAUUGUUUCCCUCCUAGACAAUUACAAUACAGAUUAUAAGACAUUUGAUAUAUUACAAGACAACGAUGUUAGGGAAGGACUUAAAAAAUUUAGUAACUGGCCAACGUAUCCACAAUUGUAUCUGAAUGGAGAACUAAUCGGUGGAUUGGACAUAGUGAAAGAGAUGGAUGAGUCGGGCGAACUAGAAAGUAUGCUCCCGAAAAAAGAUAGUGCGGAGAAAAAGUGAAUAGUUAAAUAUAAUUAUAAGAAAAUAAAAUUUAAGUUAUAUUUCUAA